This is a messenger RNA of Oppia nitens, 1113 nucleotides long. It is a transcript of the gene twz, whose product is annotated as BTB/POZ domain-containing protein Tiwaz-like. NCBI's taxonomy places the organism in Eukaryota, Metazoa, Arthropoda, Arachnida, Sarcoptiformes, Oppiidae. The record is from RefSeq and is a predicted model, not a curated record. Bases 67 to 1113 code for a protein of 348 amino acids. Gene Ontology annotation, molecular function: protein binding. The transcript has 4 exons. Gene Ontology annotation, biological process: protein homooligomerization.
AUUUUCUUAAUUAAUGUCACUCUUAUUAAGUGUUAAACCAAAUCAAUAAAAUCUUCACCAAAGUUAAUGAUUACAAAUUCGCUGAGUUCGUGGGGUAACAUAACCAGUGGUUCUAAAAUCAUGAGUACAUUAUCAGUCGGUGCAUCGUCUGUAGGCAGUGGAGACCAUUGUCAAAGUCUUAGUGGUAGUUCAUCACCGAUACAGGUGUCACCAACUGGUAAUUAUAACCACAAGAUAUCUGGUAUACCAUGUGUUGCGGCCGCUUCCCGAUAUACAGCACCGGUUCAUAUAGAUGUUGGCGGAUCUAUCUAUACAUCUUCGUUGGAAACGUUAACAAAACAUCCGGAGAGUCGAUUGGCGCGAAUGUUCAACGGUUCCAUACCUAUAGUCUUGGAUAGUCUUAAACAACAUUACUUUAUCGAUAGAGACGGCAAAAUGUUUAGACAUAUUCUUAACUUUUUGCGAACCAAUUCCUUAGUUAUAUCCGACAACUUUACUGAAUUUGAAUUGCUUUAUGAAGAGGUCAAGUUUUAUGACAUACCAGCUCUUUUGAGACUAUUGGAACAAAUGAAGAAAGAGAAGAAUAAUGGAUCCAAUUGUUGCAACAGUCGAUGCACUUCUCCAACAAAUAGUAAUUUAUUUCCGUAUAACUAUAGCAUCAAAAAUAGAAACUCCGGCAACAAAUACCAGUCCAACAUUAAUGGCCGAAACUGUUUUAACCAUCAAAACAAUUCGGUCGACUCACGUAUGACAAUAUCGCCCACUUCUGGAGGCAUUCAUCACGACAUGGAAACGGGAAUUCAGUGUUUGGCACUAAAUAUAAGUCCAGAAUUAGGGGAAAGAGUUUGCAUUAGCGGUGAAAGAAAUCUCAUUGAAGAUGUUUUUCCAGAAAUCAGCCAAACAUUGAUGGAUUCAAGAAGUGGUGUCGCCUGGAAUCAGGACUCAAAACAUGUCAUCCGUUUCCCAUUGAAUGGCUAUUGUAAGCUCAACUCAUUGCAAACAAUUACACGACUAUUGAAUAAUGGAUUUAAAAUUCUCGCCUCCAAUGGUGGUGGGGUUGAGGGCCAACAGUUUUCCGAGUACUUAAUGGGUCGAAAAUGUGUACCGCUUUAA